AUGACUUCGUCUACAUCUGUGACUCUGUCUCAAGCCCUUUUGGCUCGCGCCAUUUCUCACCAUGGCUCGAGCUCAACCUCAGACCGGGUCUCUCUUUCUGCAGCCCUCACUCUACCAACUUUCUCCGGUCUCAAAUCCACUUCAUCGUCGCCAUCAUCGUCGUCUUCGACAUCAUCCAAGCUCUCUCGGUUCCAGCGCCGCCGUCUAGGCGCGAACAGGCCGGUCAGGGCCGCCGCCGUCGAGACUCUGGACACCACCACAGAGACCUCUUUGGUCGAGAAGUCGGUCAACACGAUCCGAUUCUUGGCCAUUGAUGCUGUAGAGAAGGCCAAUUCUGGUCACCCCGGUUUGCCCAUGGGCUGUGCUCCAAUGGGUCAUAUUUUGUACGAUGAGAUCAUGAGGUACAACCCCAAGAACCCGUACUGGUUCAACCGUGACCGGUUCGUGUUGUCUGCUGGACACGGGUGUAUGUUGCAGUACGCUUUGCUUCACCUUGCUGGAUAUGACAGUGUCAAGGAAGAAGACUUGAAAGGCUUCCGUCAAUGGGGAAGCAAGACCCCUGGACAUCCUGAGAACUUUGAGACACCUGGUGUUGAAGUCACAACUGGUCCUUUGGGGCAAGGCAUUGCAAAUGCUGUUGGUUUGGCCCUUGCUGAGAAGCACUUGGCUGCACGUUACAACAAGCCAGACAGUGAGAUCGUUGACCACUACACAUAUGUUAUAUUGGGUGAUGGUUGUCAAAUGGAGGGUAUUUCAAACGAAGUUGCUUCUCUUGCGGGGCAUUGGGGACUUGGGAAGCUGAUAGCCUUCUAUGAUGAUAACCACAUUUCCAUUGAUGGAGACACUGAGAUUGCAUUCACUGAGAGUGUUGAUACCCGUUUUGAGGGUCUUGGGUGGCACGUUAUCUGGGUGAAGAAUGGAAACACCGGGUAUGAUGAGAUUCGAGCUGCCAUCAAGGAAGCAAAGGCUGUCACAGAUAGACCCACUUUGAUAAAGGUGACAACAACCAUUGGUUUUGGAUCUCCAAACAAAGCAAACUCAUACAGUGUUCAUGGUGCUGCAUUGGGUGCCAAGGAAGUGGAUGCUACCCGGAAGAACCUUGGAUGGCCAUAUGAGCCUUUCCAUGUGCCAGAGGAUGUUAAAAGUCAUUGGAGUCGCCAUGCCGCUGAGGGUUCUGCUCUUGAAGCUGAAUGGAAUGCCAAGUUUGCUGAAUAUGAGAAGAAGUACAAGGAGGAAGCUGCAGAGCUGAAGUCCAUCAUUACGGGUGAGCUACCAGCUGGUUGGGAAAAAGCACUUCCGACUUACACUCCAGAGAGCCCAGCUGAUGCUACCCGAAAUUUAUCUCAAGCAAACCUAAAUGCCCUUGCGAAGGUUCUCCCUGGUCUUAUUGGUGGAAGUGCAGACCUUGCUUCUUCGAACAUGACUUUGCUAAAAAGUUUUGGAGACUUCCAGAAGAAUACCCCGGAAGAACGCAAUGUUAGGUUCGGUGUUAGGGAGCAUGGGAUGGGAGCCAUCUGCAAUGGGAUUGCCCUUCAUUGCCCUGGCCUCAUUCC
Messenger RNA from Prunus avium (sweet cherry), 1553 nucleotides. Lineage: Eukaryota; Viridiplantae; Streptophyta; Magnoliopsida; Rosales; Rosaceae. The record is from RefSeq and is a predicted model, not a curated record.